AUGUAUGACAGGGCUUUUAUGUCUAAUGCAGAGUUACCGCUGGCGCCUCAUGCAACAAGCCGAGAAGAGGAGUCACCACUAUUCAGAAGAAGUCCACUUGUGGCACUGACCGAGCCCUCCAAGACACUGCCUUGGCCAAGGUUGGAACGUUGGUCAACACCCCAGAUUACCAUCACACCCGAGGCCACCGCCAUCGAAGAAGGUUGCCAUAGAUUUUGGGUGGCUAUCGAGGUCUCAGUCAGACGUUGGUCUGAAAGUGCGAUGAAAUGUCAACCAGGGGCCUGUCAGGAGCGGCCAGAUCUGUUCACGGAUCUUGCUGGCUUGACGCAACGUGACCAAGAGACAGGGGAUAUUUACGAUGAUGGUGGUCUCAACGAUUUGGACGUCCAAAUUCUGCCAACGGAAGAAUCCUCAGUUAUUCGCAUUCUUCAGGAACAGCCCUUUCCCAUUCACCGCUUGGACCCCGGAUCAAGCAUCUUUCUUCUAGCUCAAGUGCAGGUCCGUGUCUCAAAGGGUAUGCGGCGAUGCAGACAGAAGUGUUCACGGUUAGAAUCGGACGACCUGAUAGAAGCGCUUAAGGAGGAGUUGGGUGAUUCUACAGUGAGCUACAUGACCGUGCGGCUGUCAUAUCGAAAUUCGGCGUUUCCCAUGUGUCAAGAUAUGGGAAUUGUGGAGGACGACAUGUUCAGCAUGCACAGCAAGAUUGAGACGGUAGCCACAGCCUCCGUGAAACUCCACAAUGCCAUGUCGCUUUGGUCUCCUCCUCCGGUUUCAAGAUCCAACCCACUAUUGCCACUGGUAGAGAGACACUGGGGGGCCACGAACGCCAGGAAGCACACAUGUCAAGCCCGCUUGGAAUCAUAG
This is a messenger RNA of Fusarium odoratissimum NRRL 54006, 864 nucleotides long. RefSeq lists its product as uncharacterized. Lineage: Eukaryota; Fungi; Ascomycota; Sordariomycetes; Hypocreales; Nectriaceae. The record is from RefSeq and is a predicted model, not a curated record. Bases 1 to 864 code for a protein of 287 amino acids. The transcript is spliced from 4 exons.